Medicago truncatula (barrel medic) is the source of this 2127-nucleotide messenger RNA. RefSeq lists its product as uncharacterized. Gene Ontology annotation, molecular function: DNA helicase activity. The coding region runs from base 1 to 2127 and encodes 708 amino acids. The transcript has 5 exons. The record is from RefSeq and is a predicted model, not a curated record. Gene Ontology annotation, biological process: telomere maintenance; DNA repair. Lineage: Eukaryota; Viridiplantae; Streptophyta; Magnoliopsida; Fabales; Fabaceae.
AUGGUCCUAUUGGAUAAUCGCUAUGUCGUCCCAUACAAUCCACAUCUUCUCAUUAGAUACGGAGGUCAUGUAAAUGUGGAAUGUUGUAACAAAUCCAACUCCAUCAAGUACCUUUUCAAAUACGUGAACAAAGUCCCUGAUAAGGCAUUGAUGCAGUUGUCUGUUGACGGUGACAAUCGUGAUAAGUCCAAGCCGGUUGAUGAAAUAAAGCAGUAUUACGAUUGUCAUUAUGUUUCACCUUGCGAGGCUGUUUGGAGGAUAUUUUCUUUUGAUAUACACCAUAAAUGGCCUCAUGUUCUCAAACUAACGUUUCACUUGCAUAAUGAACAAUCAGUACUAUAUGAUGGUGAUCAUGACAUCGAGGACGUGGUGAUGUAUAAAAAGGAAGCAUAUACCAUGUUUCUCGCGUGGUUUGAAGCAAAUCGUCAGUAUGUAGGCGGUCGCGAUCUAACGUAUGCUGAAUUUCCAACAAGAUUUACUUAUGAUAAGAAGGACAAACAAUGGCAGCCACGUAAACUAGGAUAUCAAAUUGGAAGGCUUCAUUACACGCCGCCUGGUAUAUGGGAGUUGUACUACAUGAGGAUACUAUUGACCGUUGAGUUGUACUACAUGAGGAUACUAUUGACCGUUAAGAAGGGCUGCAUGAGAUAUAAAUGCAUAAAAACGAUUAAUGGACAUACCUAUGACACGUUCCAGGAAGCACGCUCUGCUUUAGGAUUACUUGAUGACGACAGAGAGUUUAUAGAUGGUAUCAUGGAAAAUGGUGAGUUAGGUUCGGGCCAUCAAUUGCGUUGGUUGUUUGUGCAUCUCUUAACCACUAGGACAAUAACGAGCCCUGAUAUAGUAUGGGAUGCGGCAUGGCAGUUACUGCCCGAUGAUAUCUUAUUUGAACGUAGGAAGCGUCUGAAUAUUCUGGAUCUGCGUAUCGGUGACGAUGACUUGAAGAACCUGUGUUUGAUUAAAAUUGAAAUGUUGCUUCAGGAAAACGGACGGUCGCUUACUGACUUCAAAUCUAUGCCCAGGCCAAACGCAACAUACAUGUCAACUUUCACAAACAAGCUUAUCGUUGAUGAGCUAAGUUACAACAAAGAUGAACUGGAAAAGACACACGAUGAUAUGUUACUGAUGCUGACUGAUGAACAAAGAUGUGUGCAUGACAAGAUCAUGGAGUCUGUUGGUUCUGACGACGGUGGUUUCUUUUUCUUAUAUGGUUACGGUGGUACUGGAAAAACCUUUAUAUGGAAAACAUUGCCGUCUGCUGUUAGAUCGAAGGGGUUAAUUGUAUUGAAUGUUGCAUCCAGCGGUAUAGCGGCUCUUCUAUUACCAGGUGGAAGAACCGCGCACUCGACGCUGACAGUCUCUAUUGAAAUUAACGAGGCAUCAUCGCUUACGAUGGAAAAGGAUAGUCUUAGGGCAGACCAGCUGACCGAUCAUUGCGUGAUAUCAUUCAUGUCCAAGCAUGAUCCCCUAAACGCGCUUAAACCUUUUGGUGGAAUGAAGGUAGUUUUAGGUGGUGAUUUCAGGCAGAUAUUGUCUGUUGUCCGAGGAGGAACAAGGCCGGAUAUUGUUGAUGCCUCAAUCAAUUCGUCAAAGAUAUGGGCUUAUUGUAAUGUGUUGAGGCUUACUAUUAAUAUGAGAUUGGGUGCAUCUUCGGUACCUGCAGAGCAGGAAGAAAUUGCUAAUUUUGGCAAGUGGAUACUCUCAAUUGGAGACGGCAACGACGCUUCGGAUGAGAAUGAUGAAAUGAAGGUAGAAAUUCCUGAAGAUUUGCUGAUAUCAGACACAACAAACCCGUUGAUGUCACUUAUAAACUUUGUGUAUCCCGAUCUAAAUGAUAACCUUGGUGAAAAGAAAGAGUAUUUAACCUCUGAUUCUGUUUGUAGAUUGGGUGAAAAUUCUGAUGUCCAAAGCGAGUGGUUCACAUCGGAAUUUCUUAAUGGUAUUAAGAGCUUUGGAAUUCCAAAUCACAGGUUGAAGCUAAAAGUGGGAUGUCCAAUUAUGCUGAUGAGAAACAUCGAUCAGGCCAAUGGACUGUGUAAUGGUACUAGGCUGACAGUUACAUAUCUAGGGAAGAGCACGAUAGCUGCUACCGUAAUUACAGGAAAAAUGGCAGGUACCAGGGUUUAA